Molecule: messenger RNA, 1386 nt
Organism: Helobdella robusta
Lineage: Eukaryota; Metazoa; Annelida; Clitellata; Rhynchobdellida; Glossiphoniidae
Exons: 2
Molecular function (GO): protein binding
Source: RefSeq, a predicted model, not a curated record
ACGCCACUGCACCUGGCGAUUGAAAAUGAAAACAUCUCCAUCAUCUCCAUCCUCAUUCGAGGUUCGGCUUCCUGUAACGUUCCGGAUAACAAUGGGAACACGGCCUGCCAUCUGGCCCUCGAGAGGAGGAACAUGGACAUCUUCAGGCACAUCAGCCUCUACUCCACUGUCCUAAUCGAUGUUGAUGUGCCCAAUAAGAAAGGUCUGAACCUUCUGCAGACGGCCUACACCAACAACAUCUCCAUCCCCCUCCUCCAACAACUCCUCAACGAAAACAAGCUCAACAUUCUCAGCCACAAAACCAACGCCACCACCGCCGCUUCCACUACCACACUACGCGACAGCUUCACACACUCGCCACCAGAACUGACUCCAGAAAUUGAACUACCGCACGAUAUCAAAACCCCAACUUGUCGCAAACAAUACUUCCACGGUGAACGUACUAAACCAAAGGACAGCAGCUACACGUUUGGUGGCCGUCUGAGCACCAGAUCUCUCUCGGGAAAUGACCAAAAGACUACUGGACUCUGUCUCGAAGAUGCACUGGCCAGUAAGAGAUCGAGAAGCGUGGUCGUUGAUUUGAAGGGUCAGUGUUCAACGGCUGCUAGCGAUUCUCUUGCCACAAGGGAAUCUCACCAUAGCUGGCUGCUUGCCUACCAGCAGCAGCAACAACAGCAGCUGCUUCAGCAACAAGAACAACAGCAGGAUGACGAGGAAUAUCAGAUUUAUCAGCAACAGCAGCAACAACAGCAGCAGCAACAAAAUAAUGAUGAAUAUGAGCGUAAUCAGCAAGGACACUUGCUGCUUCAACAACAAUACGAACAACUCUCUCAGAAGGAGUACCAACACUUACAGCAACAGAUUCAGCUGCAACAACUUCAGCUACAACGACUUCAGCAGCUACAACAACAACCGCAGCUGCAACAGCAGCAACAGCAGCUACAACAACAACAUCAACAAAAACAUCAUAUCAAGCAGCAUCACCACCACCAACAACUGCAACAACAUCAGCAGCCACAUCAUUAUCAGGAACCACAACGACAUCAGCAGCAGCUUCACGCGUUGCAUCAGCAAGACCACCACCAAAACCCUCACCAGCCUCCUCCUAUCUUCAAACGCUCAUCAUCAUCCUCACUCCCACCAUCGCCACCAUCGUCACCCUUCUCCAGAGAGCCACCACCACCACCCAACCAUCUACACCAAUCGAAAUUAACUUCACAAACGCAACAGACAACCCCGUCGCCGUCCACUAGGUCGAUCCCUAUGCUCCUACCCAUAACGACUUCUAUGACGUCAUCGUCGUCGUCAUCGUCAUCACCACCGUCCUCGCCAGAUACCCCUGCCAUUGAAAAGCUUAUGAUCAUGCCUACCAUUAUAUCGUGCUGA